Paraglomus brasilianum is the source of this 429-nucleotide messenger RNA. NCBI's taxonomy places the organism in Eukaryota, Fungi, Glomeromycota, Glomeromycetes, Paraglomerales, Paraglomeraceae. The record is from the annotation of a GenBank genome assembly.
AUGCGCAGAGUUUUAUAUAUUAUCGCAAUUGUUCUCAUUACAUGUACAUUUGUAGCUACCAAGGAACCUCCCACAAAGCUUCAAAUUGGUAUCAAGAAUAGAGUGCCGGAAGGCCAAUGCAGCAAAAAAGCCUCAGAUGGAGAUCAAGUAUCAGUACAUUAUAGAGGAACUCUCUUUGAGGACGGUACAGAAUUUGAUUCUAGUCACAAACGAAACGAACCUCUCAAAUUCACACUUGGUGUCGGUCAAGUGAUCAAAGGGUGGGAUCGAGGAAUCCGUGGCAUGUGCGUUGGAGAAAAAAGAAAACUCAUCAUUCCAGCCGACUUAGCAUAUGGUGAUCGCGGAGCUCCUCCUUCCAUUCCUGCAAACGCGGCUUUGGUAUUUGACGUUGAAUUGGUUGCCAUAGGACCAAACAGGGCAGAACUGUAA